CCGAAAUGCGGAUCCAACCAGCAGCACCUCAUCGGAGCCAAAGUUGCUGAUCUAUGAUCCACCACCACCAUGACAUGGAUCAUGUAAAGAAGCGAUGGCCGCAGUUUGAUUUUAGACAGCUCCCGCCACACAUCACACACACCGCCAUGCGCCCGUCGCCAGCCAACUCGACGACUGCACCCACCACGUCCAACCAGGACGUCCUCGUUGUCGACCAGUUGGUUCACGCAGACGAUUGGGUCUGCGACUACGAGCGAUCGUUGUGUCACGUAUGCACUCGCAACUUUAGCACAUUUCGCCGAAAGCACCACUGCCGCAUGUGCGGCGAAGUUGUAUGCCGCAACUGCACCUUGUACAAAAACGUGAACAUCUUGUCCAUCGGUACAACCAAAGUCCGCGUCUGCCUCUCGUGCAUCGUCAUGGUCAGCGGCGCUCAGAAACUCGGAUCUCCGUUGGCGUCCGCCACAAACGUUACCAUGGUCUCGGACGAAGCAUCGCGUAACUGGCUGUCGAACCACCUCACGUCCCCCGCCGCACGGUCCGAGACCGAGUACUACGACUACUCCGCGACCAACCAGCUAGACUACGAGCUCGACUACAACUGGGACAACCCGUGGCCCCGCGCGCCGAUCGCCGCGAACGAACCGGAUCGGCUCCGCGCCCUCGCCAGCCUGCGCAUCCUCGACACACCGCCGUCGUCCGUGUUCGACAACAUCUGCGACCUCGUCAGCAAGCGACUCAACUGCCCCAUGGCCGCCGUGAGUUUCAUAGACGCCGACCGCCAGUGGUUCAAGGCCAGCGUCGGGCUCGCCCAGACGUCCAUCCCGCGCAACGUGGCGUUCUGUGCGCACGCCAUCGUGUCCAAGGAGCCGCUCGUGGUGAUGGACACCGCCGCCGACGUCAGAUUCUGCCACAACCCCCUCGUCACCGGCGCGGCGUGCGUCCGGUUUUAUGCGUCGGCGCCGAUCUGCGACGCCCGGACGGGCCUUGUGGUCGGCACCGUGCUAGUCCUGGACACAGCACCGCGGGACGCGUGCGAUGCGUCGGUGCUGGAAAAGCUGGCGAAUGUUGCGAUGGAGCACUUGGUGCUCAAGGAAGAUCGGGUUGAGAAGUACGCUGCUCGGCGGAGUAGCAGCGACGCCACGCGAAGCACGCGCGGUAGCAGCAUCAGCACCGACAGCCUGCGCACGGCCGUGACGAGUCACUCGAGUCAAAAGCAUCCGACAAGUCAGAACCACCACCACCAACUGGUGGUGGCCGACAACCAAGACGCUACCGACAUGGUCAGCUCCAGCAACAACCUGGAAAACCUGCUCAUGAACCUGCUCAGUCAAACGACGCUGACACAGCAGCAGCUGGCGACCCAGCAGAUCUCCAUGUCUCAGACCCUCGGAGUCCACGCCGAGCAAAUCGAAAAGCUCACGUGCGACUUUGCACGCAUGGAAGCCAAGAUCAACGCCCAAUUGCUGCGUCAGUAGUCAGUCAUCCGCUCCGUUAUAUGUGCAAGUCUAGUGUAAUGUAACUAAUCAUCAAUCACACUAUUUAUCCAAA
Aphanomyces astaci is the source of this 1551-nucleotide messenger RNA. RefSeq lists its product as hypothetical. The record is from RefSeq and is a predicted model, not a curated record. Gene Ontology annotation, molecular function: protein binding; metal ion binding. The transcript has a single exon. The coding region runs from base 54 to 1478 and encodes 474 amino acids. NCBI's taxonomy places the organism in Eukaryota, Oomycota, Saprolegniomycetes, Saprolegniales, Verrucalvaceae.